CAAUUGUCCGACUUUUUUCUUGUGUAAGUGACAACUGCCCAUUUACUUGAUCUGAGACAAGCCCUGGGACCAAAUAAUUUGCACACAAAAAGACCUCUUGACACGAAGUGGUCAGGUUCGGUACAAGUGGCUUGAUAUUUCACCUGAACUACCUGAACUACUAGAACUACUAGAACGGCCCGAGAUCUGAAUUUAGAAAUAGUUCGGAGUAAUAAACCUUUACCUGUCCCCAUAAGCUUCCUCCUGCCUGUCAUCCCAUUCAUUUCCCCCCUCCCAGCUUAAAAGGAGAGACGAUGGUGCGGGCUUAAAUCCUAGGGCUUCCCAAUCAUCCCAUCACAACAUGUCACCUAAGACCCGGGACAACGGGCGGUUACAUCUCCACAGAACACGGCUGACUUGAAUUUCUCCUCAUCAUGCAGUUUCCCGCCUACUCGCGUCAUACACAAGACCUCAACUAAGUGUGAGCUUUAACACACAAUUAUCGAGUCGACGACUCGAACCGGCAUUGUAAAUUCACAUCGCCGUCUCACGCAAUAAAGGAUACCUCGAGCGAACGAGCCCCAUACCCGCGGCCGAUCUAUCCUGGACUCGGUUUAUGGGUUUACAGUCAGCUUUAGAAUUCGAGGCAGUCAUUCUAUAUGCCUAGGUUCCCAGUCGCAUUUCGGCGGAAAUCUACCGCGGCAGAAGACCCAAAUGGACCGGUAGCAGAGCCUUCGUUUCGGGUCCUCGAGCGAUCCGACAUCAAUAGUGGAAAAUCUUUCGAUGGCGGUGCCAGAUUGGCCAAGAUGACGGCGGCUGCGCCUAAAUCCCACAUUAAAGACGUCGCAAUGGAAGACAACCUGUUCGCAGGCUUGAAAACUAACCGUGGAAGUGGUAGUUCCAACACUACUAAGACAGCUUCCGAUAAUUCUUCCCGUCACAGUAACGCUUCUACAGCUCCUUCUUCAACCGACUUUACACCACAGGACGACUACUGGCGUACUAGCAACAGAAAGUCUGUUGCGGUGAUGGAUGGUCCUGUUCCACCGUCGCAUAAGAAUUCAAACAAUUUUCUCAAGCAGGCCGGGAGGACGUUCUCCUUUGGUAAUAAAAGGAAUACGUUACCUACAAUAAUGGCCGAAGAUUCGGUUCCCGCCAUGCCCGUUAUGCCUGACGAGUAUCACUCCACCACAUCCAGCAGGCAUUCACGGGCCGAGACAACAUCGACGUCUAGCACGGCCACACCUCCUAAGGUUGAGGAUCGGGAUUUUAUGCUAGAUUUAGGUGGCGAUCUCAGUAGUAUGCUGAAGUUCGACAAGCGUGCGAGUGUUUCCACCUUGAAAGAACGCAAUUUGAUGUCGAAUCGGGUUAGUCAGCCUUCGCCGCUCCACUUAGAUAAAUCGGCUCCCAUCGAGCCUCCGCAACAUUCGUGGAACAGCCAGCAUUCGACCGAUGGACUAUUAGGUUCUGGCCGAGCCCUGACGUCUCCUGUCAACAACACUCAUGACCUCCCACUCCCGCCUCCGCCUCCGCCCGUUCCGAGGCACGAUGACAACUCCAUGGGGCGUCGGAGAUCAGACGAUGACGAUGAAGAUACGACACUCCUGAAGGAUUCGAUUGCCGCCACCCAGUAUCUUUAUAAUGAGUCGUCGGGGCCUAGUGGCAAUUCCAGCCGGUAUAGGAGGGAUGAAGACAGCCCCAUGAGUUUCAAGUCUGGCCUGACGGAGUCGUAUUCAAAGCACGCCCGAUUCGAUUCCAAGGGUGACGAUGACAACAUGUUCGAUCGGCCUUUGAGCCGCCCUCGGAUUGUCCCCAGGAUUGGAGGUCGUACUAAUAGCCAGCCGAACACCAAGGUCAUGACUCCCGCAGAGUUUGAGAAAUAUAGCCAAGAUAAAGCCCGAGAGGAGAUAAUGGGACUAGCCGAUGAGAAGGGGUCAGACAAGGAGGAGGAAGAUAAUUACGAUGAUGAAGAAGACGAGCGAGAAAAAACAAAACAGCUGGCCAAGCAAAGACGCAAGCAGGAAGCCCACAUGACGGUUUAUCGACAACAAAUGAUGAAAGUAACGGGAGAGAAAUCUACGAACACCCAUGCGUCUCGCCCUAGUAUCGCAGCGUCAUUCAGCACACCGAACCUUGUUUUGAACGAUGGACCCAGCUUAGGAGCCUCUCCCGCCCCUCCUUCAGACGGCUCCGAGGAUGACGAGGAGGUACCCUUGGCUAUUCUUGCCGCACAUGGUUUUCCUAACAAGAACCGACCACCAGCACGUCUCACUACUAUGUCUUCUAACCCUAACAUGCGCGCAUCUGUCGCUCAACCAUCCUAUGUUAGUGGACCAGGAUCAACCACGGGCGAACCCAAUGGUCAGGGGGGGCAUUUGCCGCCUUUCGCUAGGAGGCUACCCCAGGAUCCGUAUCUUGGUGCAGGCCUGAUCAACCACCCUCCAAGAGAAUCAUUCUCUUUGGGAGGAGGAAUCGCUCCCUCAAUGCAGUCCAUUCCAGCUGGUGGUCUAGUUGGCGUGAUUGCCAAUGAAGAGCGGGCAAAGGCAAUGAGGCGCGGUAGCCCUGCUGUUGAUGCCAUACGAAAUGGUAUUCCGAACAUCCAUGCAAAUGGCAUGCCAAUGAAUGGGGGAUUUGAUCCCAUGAAUAACAACCCCCAAAUGAUGUAUCCAAUGGGAAUGCCGCAAAUGCCAGGCCCAAUGCUGAGUCCAGGUGAUCAAGCGCAGAUGCAGAUGACGCAACAGAUGCAGCAGUUUAUGCAGAUGCAGAUGCAAUUCAUGCAAAUGAUGGGCACGCAACAACCAGGACAGGAACAGAUGCAAGGAUCUCUUAGGCCUCAAGGGCAUCUGCCAACACAUUCGAUGGGAUCUCUCGACAUGCCACGAAACUCGUUCAUGGGAGACCUGAUGGUAAAUAAUCUGGGUAACGGAUCACACUUGGACUUGCCGAGGGGCGAUUCACAAAUGCGGACCAUGAGCAUGGUCCAGCCAAGCUCGGCGUCGUGGAUUCAACCUUCAAACGGAGGCUACGCACCCUCGAUACGUGCACAAGGCGCAGGCUACACCCCGUCGAUCGCACCUUCAGAGCGCAGCAACGUUGGGUUGCCUGGACGUUAUCGACCGGUUUCCAGCGCCGCAAUGCUCGACCCCGGAAGAACAUCUACCAUGACCAGUGCGAUACCAUCCAUACGCCCAAAACAUCAAGCACAAAUGAGUGUAUCUUCAGUAAAUAAGGACGACGAUGACGACGACGAACAAGGGUGGGAGGCCAUGAAAGCGAAGAGGGAGAAGAAAAAGAGUACCUGGCGAUCGAAGAAGACAUUUGGGAGUGAUAUUGGAGCACUCAUCAGCUAAAGGAUUUAAUACAUGUGCAUUCCGAGGGUUAUAGCAUCGUCAUUUCGGCUACAUAAAAAUGAAACAUUGGAUUGGAAGGAACCCAAGAUUCCCAUGUCGUUCAGGAUUCCUCACCCAUGCUUUUUCCCCAUGUAUGUUUUUUCACAGCCUAUAAUAUUGGUCACCUAGAGUGUAGGGUAUCUGGAGCGGAAAGCGGGCCGUGUUUUGUUGUAUAUUUCGAAGAAGAAAAAAAACCACAUGGCUGGCUUUUUGAAUGCUAUGUGGUUUGAGACUGGGAAAGGGGGGUAACCUAAGGCGUCAUAAGAAAGAAGACAAGACUCAGCUAUUUAUAUGCUUUUUUUGGACAAGAGUAAGAAGAAAGAUCUAUCUUGCCCUACACCUACCUACCUUACCUUACCACCAACACCCCAAAUUUUUUUUAGAAGGGAAAAAAAAUUUACCAAGAAAACAGAAGAGAAGUCAAAGUGUGGGAAAUGGGGGAACCUUGGGAGGCAAACGUCUGAAUUUCGUGGAGGGACGAUUCAUGAUAGACCGGCCUAUAUACCAGUAAUCUAAUACUUUUACCCACCCA
Molecule: messenger RNA, 3900 nt
Organism: Hypoxylon fragiforme
Lineage: Eukaryota; Fungi; Ascomycota; Sordariomycetes; Xylariales; Hypoxylaceae
Exons: 2
Coding region: 639-3329 (896 amino acids)
Source: RefSeq, a predicted model, not a curated record